GUUCCUCGCAAAGCUGGAAAGCGGCGACCUCGUCCUGGAGAUGGAUCUGAUUACUUCGUGCCAGAACAAGGACGAGAAGUGGCAUCCGCGAGACAAUGCAUGCUUGGCCGAGAUUCUGAACAGCUUGGCAGCUGACAAGGACGGGAAAGGCGGCACGGCGACAACCGACUCCAAGAUGGCCGAUGCCAAGGCAGCUUUGGACAAUCAGGCUUACCAGCUCAUGGUGGAGGAGAUCGGCUACGACGAACAGUGUCUGGACGUCUACCAGCGGAAGCUCCAGGACUUUGCCGUGCGUGUCAUUCACCAGAAGGACACAUGGCUGAAAAAGCGGCUGGACCGGGCCUCCGAUGCAGCACGGCAGUGGUGGGACACGAAG
Messenger RNA from Symbiodinium sp. CCMP2456, 376 nucleotides. Lineage: Eukaryota; Dinophyceae; Suessiales; Symbiodiniaceae. The record is from the annotation of a GenBank genome assembly.